This is a messenger RNA of Stegostoma tigrinum, 5115 nucleotides long. RefSeq names its product zinc finger CCCH domain-containing protein 10-like. Gene Ontology annotation, molecular function: metal ion binding. The transcript has 3 exons. The record is from RefSeq and is a predicted model, not a curated record. Lineage: Eukaryota; Metazoa; Chordata; Chondrichthyes; Orectolobiformes; Stegostomatidae. The coding region runs from base 734 to 1936 and encodes 400 amino acids.
UUCAUCCAGCUCUGCACCUUGUUAUCUACUACAAAUCCAUCAUUUGUUUCUUUAUUUACAACAUUGGCAUUUCGUUUUUGCUUGCACCAUCAACCCUUUUGUUGUUUACUCCUAUCUUCCACCUUUCAUAGGCCUUCCUCUUUGUUUAUUCCCCCUCCAACUUUUCUUGCCUCUGUACUUGCUGUUUGCUUAAAACCUGUUACUUUUGAAUCCUUCCCCAGUUAAAGGUCACUAACCUGAAACACUUCUUUCUGGUGUCUUUUUUGAGUCUUUCAAAAGAUCCUGCCAGACUUGCUGAGUAUUUCCAGGUAUUGUUUCAUGUUUUUAAGCUGUUAAGAUUCCUGCUGUUGGAGACUAUUCAUCGUCAUAGAUAUUUAUUUCGAAAAUUUAUGGACGGGGGAAUUCAGUUUAAACUUUGAAUGUAAAAUAGUAGCUCAGGUUUUUGACCCGGCCGAAAGGAAUAAAGUCUACGAAUCGCAACUCGGUGGUGUUAAGCCGCUCUUGUCUGGGAGGACCUUUUUUCGAUGCUCGUCGUGUUUGGAGGAGUGAAAGAGCGAAGGAGCUGAACCGUCUAUGUACAUUGUUCAUUUCAGUGACCGUCAUUUGGAGCUUUCAGUCCAUUCGUUAUUGACUGUCAAAGGCGCAUAUAAAUCCAACAAACAGAUACACCAAAAAAAAUCCACAAGAUGUUUUUGUGUACAGUGGCUGAGAAGCACAGAAAUAGUCUGUGAAGAUGCCGGAUAAAGAUAAUUUAUUUAACAGUGGUAAUGACGAGGCUGGCCACAGCUCAGAUGAUAUUUGCCGAGACUUCCUGCGCAAUGUCUGCAAACGUGGUAAGCGCUGCAAGUUCUAUCACCCUGAUAUUAAUGAAGUGUCUGACUUGGGCGUAAAGAAAAAUGAAUUUGUCUUUUGUCAUGACUAUCAGAACAAGGAGUGCACUCGCAUCAACUGCAAGUUUAUUCAUGGGACAAAGGAGGAUGAGGAACAUUACAAAAAGUCAGGAGAGCUUCCCCCACGCCUGCGCCUUACAGUGGCUAUGGGUCUUGGCCUUUCACCUUCUGACCUCUCCUUUAAAAAAGGUGAGGUCCCAAUUUGCCGUGACUACUUGAAAGGUGACUGUCAACGAGGAUCUAAGUGUAAAUUCCGGCACUUAAAACGUGAUGAAUAUGAAUAUGAAAACAGAACUUUGGAGAGGUUGUCACGAGACCAAGUGAUUUCUCCUGUAGUGCGUCGAUAUGACCCAUUUGAUGACCUCUAUGAUGCCGAUCGCUAUGCUGAUUAUGACCAUGUUCUAAAGAGACGAAGAGUUGAUGGCUUACGAUUUGAGAGUUAUGAUUUUAAUAUUCCAAAUUCGCGUCCAGUUGACUAUCGGUUUUUAGAGGAGGAGAAUCUCAUGCUUCGAAAGCGUGUUGAGGAACUGAAAAAGCAGAUCUCAAAUUUGAUGGCAACUAAUGAGGUACUUUUGGAGCAAAAUGCACAUUUCCGCAACCAAACCAAGGUGGUCACAUUGACCUCCACUCCCACAGCAACAGAGCAAACGCUAGCAGCACCAACUGUGGGUGCAAUCACCAAUUACAACCAUGGUAUAGCACAGACUCACACCACUUUGAGCAGCCAAGCACUUCAACCACGACCUGUCACCCAGCAAGACCUCGUGGCAACUGCUGGAGCUACUGCUGCUCCACCUACUAAUGCUGCACCAACAGCACAGCAUCUUAAUCCUGAGAUUGCUUCACUUCCUGCAGCGCUCGCCCAGACCAUUGCCCAGGGAAUGGCGCCUCCAGUUUCUAUGGCCCCAGUGGCUGUUUCUGUUGCACCAGUGGCAGUAUCAAUUGCCCAAGCAAUGCCAGGAAUCACUAUUAGCCAUGCCACGACUCCAAUGGUUACUUAUCCAAUUGCAUCACAGAGUAUGAGGAUAACAGCAAUUCCUCAUUGAGAGGUUAUGUGCAGGCUUUAGAAAAGGUUCUGCAUUUCUUUGUUGCUCCCCAUGAUAUGCAUUACAUAAGUAUGCACUCCAGAGUCAAAUAUAAUUCUGACCAGCAUUUAGUUCUCUUUGUGCCUAAAUUAUUUCUCUUCAGUCCAUUGUUAUUUUUAGAUACUUGGUUAACCCUGUCCUGUUUUUAGCGCCCAGCUUGCCAGUCCUCUAAAUCCAUUGUCUAAUGUAACUUAAAAACAGCUGCAGAGGCACUCUCUGGGGCAUUUGCUUCUGAAAGAUUUUGUUAGGAUAAACAAGUCCCUGGGCUGUGGUGCUGCGCAAAAUAUUCAAACUGACUCUGUAUCCCAAGCUUGGCUAUUUGCAUUCUUGACGCAAAAUAAAAUUUCAGAGCAUAUGAAAUUGUAAAUUAACAAAGAAAAAUAAAAGUAUUUUGAAGCUUUUUAUUUGUGGAUAUUGCUGGCGCUGAAUGAUUGCUGCAUUUUCCCAGAUAGUGAUCACUGCACUCCAAAACGUAAUUCUGAAUUCUUUUUCUUUGGGAUGUUUUGAUGUGAUGGGGUUAUAAAUAAUUAUAAAUCAUCCAGAUAUUACAAUUUAACCCUCUCAAUUUUGGAGAUACUCCUUACAUUGCACUGUACCAAAGUGUUUAAUUAACUUGGAAGCCAUUGCGAAGAUUCUGUUUCUUAAUGAACCUAAAGUGUACUUUUAACUUUGUCAUUCUUUAAGCAUUGGAUACCCAGUAUGUAACAUGGACUAUUCAAAUCCUGCCACAGUAAUGGGUUUCAAAGUUUUGUUGUUUGCCAACUGUAAGGAUGAUGCAUGAUCUGAGGUUAAAGAAUCUGAAUUCUGUUUCUGCUGGGAGCCAAUCCAUAACAUAAAACUGUUCACACAUUGGCAGUCUUAUAUUGCCCAGUUGACUGGAAGAAAUGGGAUGGGGAUUACACCGACUCUAGUAGUGCUCUUCUGAGUGUUAAUUAGUGUCACAAUAGAGUGAGUAUUACUCUGCAUCUAUCCUAUCACUGCUUAACUCCCUGAUGCCAUUUGUCCUCAUGUGAAUUCACAAAUAUAAAGGAAAGGAAACUUGUGUUCACUUGGCAGUUGAUGGCAAUUAAGCAAAUGUAAAGUGAAAUUGGAUAAAAAUAGUUUAAAAGAGCAAAUGCCAGUGAUGAUUGCUCUAUAUCUAAUUUGGGUCAGCAACGCAGGAACUGCAAAAUGUUUUGCAAAUUCUUGUUGAACUGGAAUAUAUAGAUUAUAUUUUCACACCAAAUAUUGUAAUUUGUAUACAAAUACAAGAAAUGUAUAACUUGUUCAAUUAAAAUAUACAGAAUAUUAAAAAAAAUACUUUGCACCUGACGCAGCUUAACUGCUGACUUUUUUGGGGCCAGAAUGUAAGUGUUUGCACGCAGUCUUGAAAUAUGCUGAGCCAAACUAUAAUGGACUUCUGUGAGAGAACAUGAAUGUUCACUAUUUUAUUCCUGUUUUUAAAAAAGCAACCUGUAGUCAACUCCAUUUAGAAGCAGGGCUUGCCUUUUGCUGGCCAAUGUCUUCAAAUGAGAAAGAUCUUUAAAAGGUAUUUUGAGCACCAUGUCUUUUUUUUAAUGUAUUGAUUUAACUCCUGGUUGUCCAUAACCAGGAUAGUAGACAACUACAGAAAAUUGAAGUGUAAUGUACUGGACACAAAAAGUCCCAAUGUUCUGAUCCAUUUUAAAAACUUGGUGCAAAUCUUUCUGAAAACCACAUGACGAGCUGACGAUUUGUCUGCAUUUUCUUCAAGCUUGCCAAAAUGAUCUUGCAACACAACUAACAAUGUUAAUGGUAAAAUUGGCUUUUGAUAUUCUGUUAAAGCAGCUUUAUGUAAGUGUGGGUGUUUACUUUAAUUAACUCAGGUGCUUAUUUUGUUGGAAGCGGUGGUGGCUGUAAUAUGGAACCGUAAGGUUGUUCAUACUUGUGCUAUUUAAUCAACUAGUUACUGAGGACAUUUGGCCUUUAAUUGUUGUUUUUCUGUUAACCUUGUCUACAAAUUCUGUAUAGUAGCUGUUUAGUCUUUUGAAAUCUGCUGUAAUGUUUGUCAGGUUCUUGGUGAAUCUGGAAUUCAGAACCAAGGAUCUACGCUGUACAAUUGAAACAAGUUUAAUAGAGCAGAUGUAUUUUCAUUUGUUAUACUUUGUGUACUCUACAGAACUGAAAAUUUCUACUCCUUGUUAUAGCUCUUUAGCUGUGCUGCAAUUUUAUAUUUUGCAGGUGUGAAGGGGGAUUUUCAGAUCACUGGAUAGCCUGUCCCCUGCAUUUCCUCUUUCUUCAUGCUGUAUGUGUAAGCUUCCAGGAAUCCCUGUGACUGAAAAUUUGCCCAAUUAUAAUGUGUAUAUAAUUUAUACUUGCUAAACCAUGAAUAUUUAGGAGCCAUUCCUAGUCAAAGGGAGUCUCAGUUUUAUUAGAUCCAAAUCAAAAUUAUGCAGACUGCCUCUUCACAAAGAGCUCUGAGAACAUGACAGUACAAUAAUGUAUCACAAACCAAUACCACUGUUUCAUGGUCAGCAGUUAAAAUAAUACAAAUACUAGACUUUGCACAGUCUUCAAGGAAUGUUCAAACUAGUCUGUGCUUUUUACUUAUUGUACUAAAAUAGCUGAGUUAAAAUACACACUAUUCAAUGUGCAGUGUGUUCCUGUUGUAUGUGAUGAGCCUGAAUGUAACAAACUUGCAUAAAACUAGAAACUGUACUGGCUGAAUCAAAAUCAAAUUGUAAUUUAUGAUAGUUUGUUUAUACUGCAUUAUAUUUUCAGAUUUGACUUGAUUUAAAGAGUAUCUCCAUGAAUGUAAUUUUGAUGUCAUUCAUGAAAAGUUUACAAUAUUCUGUUUAUAAAUGACUUUCCAUUAAAGAAGCGUAUGUUCCUGCAUCAACAGUUUGAGUAAGAAUACAGGAAUAAUUAGAAGUAGAAACAGGAAUAGACUGUUAGACCCCUUGAACCUUCUGUGUAAUUCACCUAAGAUAAUGGUUGAUCUAAUUCCCCCACCAUCAAUCAAAUGUGUUCUGGAUGUGAGUUUGCUCGCUGGGCUGGAAGGUUAGUUUUCAGACGUUUCGUCACCAUUCCAGGUAACAUCAUCAGUGAGCCUCCGAAGUGUUGGUGUUACGUCCCGCUUUCUAUUUAUCUGGCUAGGUUUCCUUGGGUUGGUGAGAAGGUGC